GUAUUGAAAUUGCAACGAAAAAUGCAACAGAUAUUCAAGUAUUGAAAGCAGCCACUCCACAAGGGAGGGAAGAGAAAGUUCACACAAUUCAAGAGGUCAAACCCAAGAAAACGAACCAGAAUAAACAGAGAGGUUCUGGUAGUCAUGGAAACCACAGUGGUAACAACCAAGGUAAAAUACCAGCUCUUAGUAAAUUUACCUCUGUGCUCAGUACAUAUACUGGUGAGAAAAUCAGAGUAUUGGGUGCAAUGAAUGUUCAUGCUAGGUAUGAUAGUCAAAGUGCUACUGUUCCAAUCCUAGUAGUUGAAGGAUGUGGUGCAAAAUUAUUAGGCCGAAAUUGGUUGAAGGUAUUCAAACUAAAAUGGGCUGAUAUUUGUCAUAUUAAGAGUUCACAGUUUCAUGAAACACUGGUGGACAAGUAUGCUGAAGUCUUUCAAGAAGGGUUAGGCACUGUUAGGAAAAUGUUCGGGAAAAUUCAUGUAGACCCAAAUGCCCAACCAAAAUUCUUCAAGCCUCGCCAAGUACCAUAUGCGAUGAAAGCAAAAGUUAACCUAGAAUUGGAUCGACUUCUCUGUGAUGGAAUCAUAGAGCCAGUUGAGUUCUCUGACUGGGCCACACCUAUUGUCCCUGUUCUGAAGGGUAAUGGAAAUGUCCGUAUUUGUGGGGAUUAUUUGUAA
Messenger RNA from Saccoglossus kowalevskii, 677 nucleotides. RefSeq lists its product as uncharacterized. Lineage: Eukaryota; Metazoa; Hemichordata; Enteropneusta; Harrimaniidae. The record is from RefSeq and is a predicted model, not a curated record.